Molecule: messenger RNA, 1107 nt
Organism: Alligator mississippiensis (American alligator)
Lineage: Eukaryota; Metazoa; Chordata; Crocodylia; Alligatoridae
Product: glutathione S-transferase
Exons: 7
Coding region: 122-790 (222 amino acids)
Biological process (GO): xenobiotic metabolic process; glutathione metabolic process
Molecular function (GO): glutathione transferase activity
Source: RefSeq, a predicted model, not a curated record
CCUAUAGGGCACCAGCGGAGACUCCCCUCAGAAGGUGGAGCUACAGGGUCUGACUCUGAAGGCACAGUUUCUUUCUUGAGAAGAGCUGGCAGGACUCACAGGAAACAAGAAAAUUGAAAUAAUGCCUGGAAAACCGAAGCUGCACUAUGCUAAUGGAAGAGGUAAAAUGGAAUCAAUCCGAUGGCUGUUGGCAGCAGCAGGAGUAGAGUUUGAAGAACAAUUUAUAGAAACAAAGGAAGACUUGGAAAAAUUACGCAGCGAUGGACUCCUACUGUUUCAGCAAGUGCCCAUGGUGGAAAUCGAUGGGAUGAAGAUGGUGCAGACCAGAGCCAUUCUCAGCUACCUAGCAGCAAAAUACAACCUCUAUGGGAAGGAUCUGAAGGAGAGAGCCCUGAUUGAUAUGUAUGUGGAAGGAACAACAGAUCUGAUGGGAAUAAUCAUGUACCUUCCUUUCCAACCACCUGAGGCAAAGGAAAAGAACCUUGCUUUAAUCACUGACAAGGCCACAACAAGGUACUUCCCAGUCUAUGAAAAGGUUUUAAAAGAUCAUGGACAGGAUUAUCUUGUUGGCAACCAUUUCACCUGGGCUGAUGUUCAUCUGCUUGAAGCUAUUUUAAUGGCAGAAGAAUGUAAAUCGGAUAUACUCUCCAAGUUCCCUCUCCUGCAAGCCUUUAAAGGAAGAAUAAGCAACAUCCCUACAAUUAAGAAAUUCUUACAACCUGGAAGCCAGAGGAAGCCACCACCAGAUGAGAAGUAUAUUGCACAAGUGAAGCAAACAUUCAAUGUCUAAUCAUAUAUGGCUACUAAAAAGCAAACUGCAGCUAAGGUAUAUUGCAUAGCUGUAACUGGACACGCAUUUCCUGGCUUUUUUUAUGCAGGAGAUCAAAUUAGAUGAUGUAGUGGUGUUUUAUAGCUUUAAUCUGUGAAACUGAGUUCAAGGUUUUAACCACACUUCAAUAUUAGAAUGAAAAUGCACAGCUUUUUAAGAAAUCUCUGUCAUUUCUGUAAUGAACUAGGUAAUACAAUGUAUUGCAUACCAAGGUAGCUUGCUAAAUAAGACUAUAAUUAGAAGAUAUAUUUGCAUGAAAUAAAAGUGAAAAAAACUUA